Pseudoliparis swirei is the source of this 1566-nucleotide messenger RNA. It is a transcript of the gene cep19, whose product is annotated as centrosomal protein 19. NCBI's taxonomy places the organism in Eukaryota, Metazoa, Chordata, Actinopteri, Perciformes, Liparidae. The coding region runs from base 116 to 592 and encodes 158 amino acids. Gene Ontology annotation, cellular component: ciliary basal body; centriole; spindle pole. Gene Ontology annotation, biological process: microtubule anchoring at centrosome; trans-Golgi to periciliary membrane compartment transport. The record is from RefSeq and is a predicted model, not a curated record. The transcript is spliced from 2 exons.
UCUGAGGCAUCGAAUCGUUCCUAUGGCUCACUUGUCAAUCGCAUUUAUAAAAGAAAUAUAGUAAUUAUAACGGUUAAAAUGUGUUUUCUGAACUCCAGUUGAAAUUUAACGGAGGAUGAGUUUCGAGGCAAAGCGAUGCGGAGUCCAGUUCAGUCCUCCCGCUCUGGUUUUAAUCUACGAACACAAGGAGACUAAACACGUCCGAAAGAGAAUUAUACCCGUGCGAAACUUCUCGAAAUAUUCUGACUACAGCAUGGCCGCGGAGAAGCUGAAGAACCACCCUCGGCACAGGGACUACCUGGAGGCCGUGCCCCAGAGCCAGCUGGAGAAGCUUCACCUCAUCCUGCGAGACCACAUGGAGGGCCUCAGCCUGGAGCGCAGCCUGGCCUCCUUCCGCCUGGACCCCGACGAAGACCUGAACAAGCUGGACGACGACGGGCUGGCCCGCAAGAAGGGCCAGAUGGACGGACUGUUCGAGAGGAACCGGCGGUGCAAAGACGACCCCGACUUCGUCUACGACGUGGAGCAGGACUUCGGCAAGACCGCGCAAGGGAAGUGCAGCUGGGACGAAGAGUCGGACGAUGGAUUUUAAAACCUCUCACAAAGCUCAAGUGUCCAUCUUGACUCGAUGUCAGGCGUCUCUUUUCAGGAGACGUCUUCUCGCACACAGUAAAGUAAACUCGAUAAGCUGCCAGUUUAUUAGGUACAGGUAUCUAUAGCUGAUGCAGUCCGAUGCCAUGUUCUGUUGUUGUGUUUCAGAGUGGGGCUGACUCAGUGUGAACAUUUGGGAGCUAUUUAAAGCGUAAAUAAUCUGCUCACUUCAUUCACAAUCAAGAAGAGGGGAUUGGAUAUUAUAAACACAAAUGCAAGUCAACAUAUCUGGGGACUAAACGCCCAAAAUCCCUUUUUAAAUAUGAACUCGACCAGUGAACGCUGUAACCUCCUUGAAGGUUACAUUUGCUGCUUGAGACUUAAAUUAUCUUCGUAAAUUAAACAGGAUAAAUUAGUUAAAUAAUAACAUAUAAUUAAAUAAGUUAAACAGGAUAUAUUGGCACGUAGAGUUUUGAAUUUGAGGGGAAGUGGACAUUUUAAAAACCACACCAAAAACGUUAAUGAUUGAAAUAACGCACGAAUAAUAGUGAAUAUUUAUUUGUUAUAAAAUACUGAAUUUUACAAAAUACAAAGACUUUGGCUCGUUUAUUUUGUGGCUUUACAGCGAACGUGUUAUUAUUCACAGUUAAAUAGGAAAGAUAGCAAAAUCCUAUUAAAUAAAAUCUGAGUGUACACCGAUAAGGAAGCAAUACAACAUAUAUAUCUUUGAAAUAAGAAAAGUGUCCACAAAAUAUAGUUUUAUAUCGUACAAAGAUAAAUGUGUGUGUUAUAUACUGUAUUUCCAUGAAGUGAUUUAAAGGAGAUGAUCAUAAAACCUCUUCAGGGGGACAUUUUAUUCAAAGUGCGUAAAUACCUCCUUCAGUUGACAAGAGACACGACUGACUGACCAAAAGUACCAAAAUACAUUCAAACGCGUCACGACUUCUUUGAAAAUUAAUAAAGAAUACACGUCCA